Molecule: messenger RNA, 2331 nt
Organism: Colletotrichum graminicola M1.001
Lineage: Eukaryota; Fungi; Ascomycota; Sordariomycetes; Glomerellales; Glomerellaceae
Product: 3-isopropylmalate dehydratase
Exons: 4
Coding region: 1-2331 (776 amino acids)
Biological process (GO): L-leucine biosynthetic process
Cellular component (GO): 3-isopropylmalate dehydratase complex
Molecular function (GO): 4 iron, 4 sulfur cluster binding; 3-isopropylmalate dehydratase activity
Source: RefSeq, a predicted model, not a curated record
AUGCCUGUUGCCGAAGGUAACCCGCAGACUCUCUACGACAAGGUCCUGCAGGCCCACGUCGUGGAUGAGAAGCUGGACGGCACCAUCCUGCUGUACAUUGACAGACAUCUCGUGCACGAGGUCACCUCUCCUCAAGCAUUUGAGGGCCUGAAGAACGCCGGCCGCAAAGUGCGCCGACCGGAUUGCACUCUCGCGACCACCGACCACAAUGUUCCCACUUCCUCGCGGAAAGGCAUGAAGGACAUCGGCUCCUUCAUUGCCGAGGAGGACUCCCGAAUCCAGUGCAUGACCCUCGAGGAGAAUGUCAAGGACUUCGGCCUGACAUAUUUUGGCCUCGGCGACAAGCGACAGGGCAUUGUUCAUGUCAUUGGCCCCGAGCAAGGCUUCACCCUUCCCGGCACCACCGUUGUGUGUGGUGACAGUCACACCUCGACCCACGGUGCUUUCGGCGCCUUGGCCUUCGGCAUCGGCACCAGUGAGGUCGAGCACGUGCUGGCCACCCAGUGCUUGAUCACCAAGAGGAGCAAGAACAUGCGGAUACAGGUCGACGGAGAGCUGGCCCCCGGUGUCAGCUCCAAGGACGUUGUCCUGCACGCCAUUGGCAAGAUCGGCACCGCCGGCGGUACCGGUGCCGUUAUCGAGUUCUGCGGUUCCGUUAUCCGCAGCCUCAGCAUGGAGGCCCGCAUGUCCAUCUGCAACAUGUCUAUCGAGGGUGGCGCGAGAGCCGGCAUGGUCGCCCCCGACGACAUCACCUUCGAGUACCUCAAGAACCGCCCCCUCGCCCCCAAGUACAACUCGGACGAGUGGCAUCGCGCCGUGAAGUACUGGAAGUCUCUGCAGUCCGACGACGGCGCAAAGUACGACAUCGACGUCUUCAUCGACGCCAAGGACAUCGUCCCCACCGUCACCUGGGGUACUAGCCCUGAGGACGUCGUCCCCAUCACUGGCUGUGUCCCCGACCCCGAGACCUUCUCCACCGAGAACAAGAAGGCCGCCGGCCGCAGAAUGCUUGAGUACAUGGGCCUGACCCCCGGGACUCCCAUGGAGGACAUUGUCGUCGACAAGGUCUUCAUCGGCUCCUGCACAAAUUCCCGCAUCGAGGAUCUGCGCGCCGCCGCUCAAGUCGUCAAGGGCAAGAAGAUCGCCGCCAACAUCAAGCGCGCCAUGGUCGUCCCCGGAUCUGGUCUCAUCAAGACUCAGGCAGAGAAGGAGGGUUUGGACAAGAUCUUCGAGAGCGCUGGUUUCGAGUGGCGUGAGGCCGGCUGCAGUAUGUGCUUGGGUAUGAACCCUGAUAUCCUCGCUCCCAAAGAGAGAUGCGCGUCCACCAGCAACAGAAACUUCGAGGGUCGCCAGGGGGCCGGGUCCCGGACGCAUCUCAUGUCUCCCGUCAUGGCUGCCGCCGCCGGCAUUGUCGGCAAGCUCGCCGAUGUCAGGAAACUCCAGGGAUACAAGGCCAGUCCGCAUAUUGAGGCCGCCAUCACCCCCGCCGCCGAGCCCCAUGUCGACGAGCGGGUACUGGAGAGCGACUCGGAGAAGGACGCCAUUGCCGACCAGCCCCAGGACAGCGAGCCCCACACAAACACCUCCGUCUCAGCCGGUACCUCUGCCGGUCUCCCCAAGUUCACCAACCUGAAGGGCAUCGCUGCUCCUCUGGAGAUGUCCAACGUCGACACCGACGCCAUCAUCCCUAAACAGUUCCUCAAGACUAUUAAGCGCACUGGUCUGGGCAACGCCCUGUUCUUCGCCCUGCGGUUCAACGAGGACGGUUCCGAAAACCCCAACUUUGUCCUGAACAAGGAACCAUACCGCAACGCCAAGAUCCUUGUCGUCACCGGCCCCAACUUUGGCUGUGGCUCCUCAAGAGAACACGCCCCCUGGGCCUUGAACGACUUUGGCAUUCGCUGUGUCAUUGCGCCCUCGUACGCCGAUAUCUUCUUCAACAACACUUUCAAGAACGGCAUGCUGCCCAUCAUCAUCUCCGACAAGGAGAAGCUUGAGGCGAUUGCCGCCGUGGCGCGCUCCGGCAAGGAGGUCGAGGUCGACCUGCCCAACCAGGUCAUCAAGGACUCCGACGGCAACACCAUCUCCGACUUUGACGUAGAGGAGUUCCGGAAACACUGCCUCAUCAACGGCCUCGACGACAUUGGCCUGACCAUGCAGCAGAACGACAAGAUCACCGAGUACGAGCGCCGAAUGUCUCAGAUCACCCCCUGGCUCGACGGCACGGGCUACCUCAAGAGAGACCCCAAGACGGGCCGUCUCCUCGCCAAGGCUGUCCCCGUUCCCAAGACGAACCGGGGCGAGACCAAGACGGAGCCCCUCGAGUGGUAA